Messenger RNA from Cataglyphis hispanica, 2246 nucleotides. RefSeq lists its product as uncharacterized. Lineage: Eukaryota; Metazoa; Arthropoda; Insecta; Hymenoptera; Formicidae. The coding region runs from base 467 to 1159 and encodes 230 amino acids. The transcript is spliced from 3 exons. The record is from RefSeq and is a predicted model, not a curated record.
AAUAAUACAUGUACAUGUAUACGUUUAAAUUGUAAAAGAGACUAUGAGCGAAAGAGACAACUCAUCAGACGCAUAUUGCGCAAGUUAACAUAAACGCAUCCGAUGCAUCAGUGCGCGCGCGUGCGACGCGCAUUGCUUUGCUUGUAGUCAUCAGCAGCCAUCAGAUAAUUGCGCGUAUCAUACAAACACGCGGGUGCAGCCACAUUGUGCUGCGCCACGAAAGAGAGAGAGAAAGAGAAAAAAUCUACAAAAAGCGCGUUCGUCAGAGAAGUCUUGUCUUGGCGAAAUUGCGUGCAAUUGCGACUCGAAUAGCGACGUGUGAUACGCAACAGUCGUGAUUGUGACCUUUUGUCCCCGCAUAACUUUAAUAACGCUGAAACGAGGUGCCUCUGCUUUUCGCGAGCGAUCGUGACCUUCCUAAUCGAGAACGCCAAGCGGGAAGAUUGCGUACAUCUCGCGGGAGGACAUGCCGGACAGCGGGGCUGUCUAUCAACCGACAACCGUCGGCUACACGUACGACAGCGGUGGCGACGGCACCGGCGGCGGUGGUGGCGGUGGUCUGAGACACGGCUUCUGGCGCAUCAUGUCCAGGCACAAGCUCAGCUCUAGAAAGUGGCUCGAGUGGAUGCUGUUGUCGGUCGCGCUGUGCUUCUUUGUCGCCGGCCUCACGACGAUGCUCGUCAGCCUCGUCUCCACGGAUGGUUCGUCGCAGACGAGUACCAUACAGGAGGUAAAAUCAGAAGGGCAUACAACGAUGGCUACAAAUGUACAACAACAAAUAGAGGAUGCGGGAAAAGGUUCUGUAGCAUUAGGCGCCGGAAUGAUGCUGGUCGGCGUAUUACUUGGCUUAAUUUGGGCAUGGCUCACAUUCUUUCGUCGUAGCAAAUCGCCGAGAAACGGCAUGACGGGCAGCAGUGGUCAGAUGUUGGGCGGUUUGAAUCCAUCGACUGACUUGCUGGUGGGUUCCACUUCGCAGUACGGGCCAGUACUCACAGAGGUGCCGAGUCAGCUGAAGAUGAAGCAAGCCAACUCGCACGACACACCAGUGCUGCCGCUUUCCGAUCAAGAGGAGGAAACGCACACGCUAAUGCAAGAUUCGGCAAGUCCGCCGUCCGUUUCCGUUGGAUCUAACACCAUCGUUAAUCAGAUUCAAGGUUGAGUAAAAGCGAUCCAUUGUUUUUGCGCGAAAAAGCGCGAUGUAACACUUGGUUUAUCGCUUCGAUUGUAUAAAUUUAACGCGUUUCCGAAUGAUUUUAUUAUAACUUAGCAAUUUUUGCAAAUCGUCUGGCUUUAUUUAGGAUUGGAUGUCAUCUUUCUGACUUCUUUAAAUCGCAGCAUACGAUGCUGCUGACAUCGAUCUUGUGAUUUAAUAAUUUUAUGCCAUUUGAAAGAAAAUAUUUCUUCCUUUUUUAAUUUGCCCGAACUUCGUUUACAUUUUGUAGCAUAGUUAUUAUUAUUAUUUUCUUUUUAAUAGACAAGCGUGCGAUUUAAGAGAUCUCAUUUAUAGUAUAUUUAGAAUAUUUGGUAUUUUUAGUCCUCUCUUUGUUUUUGCCUACACACAUUCCUCCACUCCGUCCACUAUCAUCAUUAAUAUCUUAAGUGAGCAUUGGAUCCAGAUAGAAAAAAAUAUGCAAUACACAGAUUCUAUUGUGAACAGUUGCAUUAUGACUGUGUUUCGUGAGACUUCAAAAAUAAUUUUUAUAUCAAAAGCACAUUGAAUUUACUGUAAAAUAUAUUUCUUUUUAAUUUACAUUUAUAUAUUAUUAACAAGUAUAUAGUUAUUAACUUUACUUAAACAUAUAUUGUGAGCAAAUUUGCACUCGCCUGAGUAAAAUUAAAUUCUAUCUUGCCUUGAUUUGACGCGUUUGUAAUAUUGAUACGCAUAACAUACAUUUAAGUACUAAAUGAAUAACAGUAACAGCAAUCAUCAUUGACAAUAUAUACUGUAAAUUAAACAUCACACACAUUGGUAUAUAUAUACAUUAAGUCAAUAAUUGUUACUGUAUUUAAUACAUACACAAAAUGUUAUGUAUAUAUUAGUAUAAUGUGUAAAACAUAAGAUGAAAUGGACUGCAAUCUUAAAAGACGGUUGAUAAAAUAUGCAUGCCGUAAUGCACAAGUUUUAUAUCUCAUUUCGAUUUAUUUUGUGUUUAUAUUAUACAUAAUUUUAUAUUGCACUUAAUUUUAUUACAAAAUGAUUUUGUAUAAUGGAUAUAUUCGCUUUAAUAGAUUAUCUAUUGCGUUAA